AUAUAUUCGACAAUGAUUGACACUUGAAAUCGUGUUAAGAUAGUUUGAAGAGAAUCUAUUUUUAACACCUGUGUAUAUGGGAACAAUUAUUCCUUUUGUUGAGCAAAUUGAAUUCUCAGAGCUUAAUAUAUUUGAAAUAGUAGGACAUGGGACCUAUGGGACAGUUCAUAAAGCUAUAUGGAAACACAAAGUAGUUGCUGUUAAGAUGUUUGAAGACAAAAUGGAAAAGAAAUCGUUUAUAUCAGAAAUACAACAAUUAUCCCGAGUUAACCAUCCUAACAUAAUUAAGCUUUAUGGAGCAAAUACUAAGUCAAUAGUAUAUCUAGUUAUGGAAUAUGCAGAAAAUGGAUCUCUUUAUAACAUAUUGCAUAGUAAUAAGUAUAAACCAGAAUACACAGCAUCACAUGCUAUCAGCUGGGCUCUUCAAUGUGCCAGAGGUGUAUCAUAUUUACAUAACAUGAAGCCCAAACCAAUCAUACACAGAGAUUUAAAACCUUUGAACUUGUUAUUAAUUAAUGGUGGAACAGUGUUGAAAAUAUGUGAUUUUGGAACUGCUUGUGAUUUUCAUACUCACAUGACAAAUAAUAGAGGGAGUGCUGCAUGGAUGGCACCAGAAGUAUUUGAAGGUUGUAAUUAUAGCGAAAAAUGCGACGUUUUUAGCUGGGGAAUCAUCUUGUGGGAAGUCAUUACCCGUAAAAAACCAUUCGAAGAAAUCGGCGGACCUACUUUCAGAAUCAUGUGGGCUGUCCAUAAUGGUACCAGACCACCUCUGAUAAAACAAUGCCCCAAGCCUAUAGAAAUAUUGAUGACCAGAUGUUGGGAUAAAGACCCUAGCACAAGACCUUCUAUGAUUGAAGUCGAUUACGUUAUGACUCAUAUAUUUCAAUUUUUUAAAGGGGCUGACGUUCCUUUACUAUUACAACCCGAUUUUUCUGAUGACGACCGAACUUGGAACUCUGAGCUCGAUUACUCGUCUUCCAAUUCGUCAUCUUGCCAAUCAAAAUCUAAUUUAGAACAAUCGGUGACUAAGGAAAAUAUAUAUGAUUCACCCAAAACUAAUGCAGAAAUCGAAGAAUCUUGUCAAACCCCGGUUUUUAAAUCAUUCCUAUCGAUCGACAAUAUAAAUCACAUGAUCAAGCCAUGCGGUAAUACUCGCAGAAUUUCGGAUUAUUGCUACAGAGGUUCUUUUAAACAAAAAUUACAUCCUCCUUUGAGUAUAAAAUGCGAUUUGGAAAAUGAUAUUGAUAAAAUAUCAAUACAUAAACGAUCUUCCAAAAAACAUUGCUUAUCGCUGGACAAUCUGGAUGACUUGAAUCGUGAUUACCCAGAUCUAUAUUGGAAUAAUUCAUCAAAAAAACUUAAAGAAAAUAAAAUGGAACUUAUAAAACCAAAAUUAGGGAUACUUUAUGCUCAAAUAAGAGAAGUCAAUGCCGCACUCCAGCAGAAUAACGCUCAACUUAAAUUCUUACAAAUCUCUCCUACAAAAGAAAUUAAUUCUGCCCAAAUAAUACAAGAGCUUCGGAAGGAGAGAGAUGAUUUGCAAAUAUAUUACCAGAUUUUAAUCGAACGAUUAGAAGAAGUGAAGUUAGAAAGUCACGAUAGCCAGAACAAAGAAACAGACGUUUGAUAUAUUUUUAUAUAAUAUUUAUUGACCAAUUAUUUAAAAACAAUUGUAUUUAAAUUUAGUAUUUUAUUUCAUUACUUGAAAUUUAAUUUAUAAAAAUAAACGGUA
This is a messenger RNA of Gordionus sp. m RMFG-2023, 1732 nucleotides long. Its product is annotated as mitogen-activated protein kinase kinase kinase 7-like. Gene Ontology annotation, molecular function: ATP binding; MAP kinase kinase kinase activity; magnesium ion binding. NCBI's taxonomy places the organism in Eukaryota, Metazoa, Nematomorpha, Gordioida, Chordodea, Parachordodidae. Gene Ontology annotation, biological process: JNK cascade; immune response; protein phosphorylation. The transcript is spliced from 12 exons. The record is from RefSeq and is a predicted model, not a curated record. Bases 77 to 1627 code for a protein of 516 amino acids.